UUGGCCGGGCCAAUGGCGCGCGCGGAACGGCGGGCGACCGAGGCGACCCUAAGGAGCGCUCGAUCAAUCAGGAGGCACGAAACGGCAGCAUGGUCGGUCGGGGGGGCAGCUCGUUAUCGCCGUAUAUAACACGGCCCCCCCUCGAUACCUCGGCGCAGUCGCCUUUCGCUCGUCUUCGAGGUGAGUCAGGUCCGCACCUCGGUAUUGGAGUACAGCGGGCACUCCGCGGAGGAAUCAGACGUCGCGCAGUUUUUGGAACGACGAUUUUCGCAGAGGCGUCAGGUGAAUCUCGACUUCCGGCGAAGUAGUGACAAUAUAGUCUCAGUGAAAGAAAGAAAGUAAAAAAAGAAAGAAAUAAAGAAAAAAAAUAAGGAGAUCGAUCGAACGAGUGUUUUUAAGUGCGUAUCACCUCGUCGAGGAUGAGGUUGUUGUUGUUGUUGCUGAGAUAAACGAUUGAUAUUGUUCCCGUUCGGUAAUCUGUGAACAGUUCGGUAUAACACACAAUAAUACGCGCGCAGAGUGUUCGGAAAAUCGGCUCGUCCAUCCAAACUCCGAAGAGACGAAAUGCAGGGGUACCAGGGCAGCUUCGGACAACAGCAGGAGCAACGGGACCACAGGGAACGCGAGGAGACCAUCGUCGUAGAUUUGGUACCACCGCAGUGCCAGCUCAGCCCUCCGAACAGUCCGCCUCCUACGCGUCCCUCUUCCGGCGGAGGAUCUUCGUCGAAAAUGCACGAAUCGUCGCCGUCGCAUCAGCACUCUCAUCAGCAGCCGCCGAUCCCUUCGAUGGAUUCCAACAUACGGAGAUAUCGUACGGCUUUCACCAGAGAACAGUUGGCUAGAUUGGAGAAAGAAUUUCACCGUGAGAAUUACGUCAGCAGACCCCGUAGAUGCGAAUUGGCGGCGCAACUUCAACUUCCGGAAUCCACCAUCAAGGUCUGGUUUCAAAAUCGUCGCAUGAAGGACAAACGUCAGCGUCAAGCAAUGGCCUGGCCAUACGCGAUGUACGCCGAUCCCGCGUUGGCCGCCACUCUUCUAGCCGCGGCUACGGCCUCCCUUCCGCCUCCCCCUUACCACAACCACCACCACCACCACCAUCACCACCAGCUUCAGCACCAGCAGGCCGGUCUGCCCCCCACCUCGCACCUCCAGGGCGGCUCGCCGCCCGGCUACGGACCGGCGGCCGCGGCCGCGGCCGCCGCCGCCUAUUACGCCGCGCGUUACGCGCCUUAUCCGACGCAUCCGGCGCACCACGCGGCGCAUCCGGCGCCCAUCCAUCGACCCCACAUCCAGGUGCCGACGACCACCGGGACGGCGGCCGCCGCCGCCGGCGGUUAUCCCUCGUCCGCGGGUCUUCACGCGCACGCGGCCCUCUCCCAUCAGCUGAUACAGAGCCACCAUCACCACCAGCAACAGCACCAGCUUCCGUCGCCCUCGUCGGCCGCGGCGGCGGCCGCGGCCUCCGCGGUGCUCGCUCCGUCGCUCCACUUUCCGUCGCCGCUCGGUCUGCCCUCGUCACCGCCGAAUCCGUCGCAUCCGGUUUCGUACGUCACGCCGCCGCCGGGGACCCCCUCGACCACCUACAGACCGGAACUGAGCAGUCCCGCUCACUCGGACACGUCGUCGAGCGAGUACGAGUGCGGCUCGGGCGGAACCAAUCAGAGUGCGCCGUCCCACGCGCAGCACCUGGGCGACAGAGGAUUGGCCCUCAAGCUACCGGCCGCCCUUCAGAUAAACUUGCCCACGCUGACGGGCAAGAGGGAGGUCAUGAGGACCAUCCGGAGCGCCUUCGAGAACAAACUUUACGUACAGGGGAACGCUACGGCGGCUCAAACCCAGACGCAGACCCAACUGCAGAACGGUACAGGUGGCAACGUCACCACCAAAAUCGAACCACCGAAAUUAUUUCAACCUUACAAAAAUGACAUUACCGAAAAGGCGUGAAGUAAUUCGUAUUACAUACAUACACACAUACAUACACACAUAGUUAUAUUCAUUUAAAACAAAUAUCUAUAUACAUAAUUGUGCCAAAGUGAAUUUUAUUCUGACCAAAGUUCAUUAUCAUUAUUAUUAUUAUUAUUAUUAUCAUUAUUAUUAUUAUUAUUAUUGUUUUCAUCAUCGUCAUCGUCAUCAAUGUCGUCGCUGACAUUUUGUAAAUAUAAGCGUACGUGUAUCGUUAUUGUUAUUGUGAUUAUUGAAAAAUGAUUUUUUUAUUGGCUGGACUAAACCUCUGGGCGUAAUAUUAUUUCACACACACACACACACACACGUUAUACGCGUAAACGAUGUCCUCGAGUCGUGAAUAAAUCAGGGAGAAUGAGAAGAAAAAAAUCAGGCACUCCAUCAUUUUUAUUAUUUGUACAGUUUCACUUAAAUUAUUCGAUUAAUUUUAAGACGACUAAACUUCGCAGAUAGAUUAUAUAUAUAUAUACCUGUAAAUUGACGAUUUGUAAAUAUUGUAAUUAUCAUUCACGCCAUUUUGAUUCUAGUAAUUUUUCACCUUCUUAUUAUUGUAGAUAUUAUGAAUAAUCAUUAUUAUUAUUGUUAGUAAUAACAGCGUUUUAAAAAAAAAAAGAUUUUUUGUAAAAAGUACAUAUUAUACUUACCUGUUGCGUAUCGGUAUACAUAUAGUGUAUGUAUACUGCGUACACACCAAUAAUAAUUAUAUUAUAUUGUAUAAAGAUUUGGAGAAAGAAAAAAAAAA
Messenger RNA from Athalia rosae (coleseed sawfly), 2704 nucleotides. RefSeq names its product segmentation protein even-skipped. Gene Ontology annotation, cellular component: nucleus. The record is from RefSeq and is a predicted model, not a curated record. Gene Ontology annotation, biological process: regulation of transcription by RNA polymerase II. NCBI's taxonomy places the organism in Eukaryota, Metazoa, Arthropoda, Insecta, Hymenoptera, Athaliidae. The transcript is spliced from 3 exons. Gene Ontology annotation, molecular function: RNA polymerase II cis-regulatory region sequence-specific DNA binding; DNA-binding transcription factor activity, RNA polymerase II-specific. The coding region runs from base 565 to 1944 and encodes 459 amino acids.